Messenger RNA from Onychostoma macrolepis, 5501 nucleotides. RefSeq lists its product as uncharacterized. The coding region runs from base 3222 to 4109 and encodes 295 amino acids. The transcript is spliced from 5 exons. NCBI's taxonomy places the organism in Eukaryota, Metazoa, Chordata, Actinopteri, Cypriniformes, Cyprinidae. The record is from RefSeq and is a predicted model, not a curated record.
UUGAAAAUGUAAAUAAGUAACAUCAUGCUUGGUCUGAACUCUUACACAGCUGACUGUCAUUUCUUCAUUAUACCAGAUGUGUCACUGUUCACCUCUCUGUUUUAGAUCCUAUCUUUCUGUUCUUCCUCUUUCCUGCUUCAGGUGGCAUCUCAGAUACUAGUGAUGAACUAGGUAAAUCAAAAGGUAGGCCUAAGUCAUUUACAAGGUGUAGCAGAUUCCUGUACAGGUAUGAAUUCUCGAUGCAUCAUUUUCUGGACUGACUGAUUUAAGGGUGAAGUAUAUAGUUUCACAAAUGCACCUCUUGAACAUUGCACCUCCCCCAACUCAAACAUUGCAAACACAGCUUCUGCAGGUGAUUGUAAAGGCUUGCCUCAAGCUGUUUGACUCUGUCUACACUGCACACAUCAAAGUAAACAUUAUAAACCGGUAUAUUUGUCUUCCUGAACGGGUACAUGAUUAAACUCUGGCUGUGCCUGAUAUAACCACGCCCCCAAACUUAUGCUAUUGGUUGAGCUAGAAAUGUGAAAAAAAGUGUAUUUUACACCCCGGAUCAGCGAUUUUUAAUGUGGGACCCCCCUCGAAAUGCGAUUGUGCUAGUUUUAGGCUAGUUUUUGAGUAGCAAUUGGGCAGCUUUUGUUGUGAAAACCUGGCAACCCUGCCUGGCUUCUGUUCCCUUGUUUUGCAUUUUCAGCUGACAUGGUUUUGGUCUUAUUUUUUGUGUUCUUUCUCUGUUUGCAGGGUGGAGUCAUAUGACAGGUGCUGUGGGUUACUGUGAUGAAUUGACUGCUAAGAAGUUCCUUCUUUCCCAGUGUGGUUAUUGCUUGAGCUUGAGGCCUCUUCGGCACCAGGAGUUUUUAAUUUUUUAAUUUGAAUUCAUUCAUGUAUUACCUUAAUAAAUAAUUUGCUCGUAGCCUCUCCAAUUACUGCUCUAAUUUUAUAUUUAAAUUUUUGGUACUAAAAAUGUGUGGAGUGAGAUUUCUAUAGCCAUGACAUUAAAGAAAGCUGCCUAAUGCAGUCAAAGGAACAUCUGCCAGCAGGCAUAUUGGACAAAAGAACAUGUUGUCUUUUUUCCUCUGGACUGAAUUUGCAUAUACAAAGGGCUGGAACGUUCACGUCAUCCCUCUACCUUCCGAGGCUCCAAUGUCACACUCACUUCAACUAGUGAUACAAUUGCAUCGCCAUUAAAGCAGAAGAACAGAAGAACAUUUUUAUUAAUCUGACUGCAUUCAUUUUCUAAAGGGAAAAGUUGUGAAAUGAAGCUUUUCUUUAAUUUGUUCUCCAUGAUCUUGUUUUUCCUCGACAAUGGUAAGACCUUUGUUUGUUAUAAUUUGUUGCACCGGUUUCUGUGAGUUUAUAAUAGGCACUGUAGUGACAGAAAGAUCUGCUUUUGUGUUGACAUUAUGAUUAGGUUAACAACAGCGCCUACCAAGAUCAAAUAAUUUGUAAUUUACACGGGAGGUUACAAAAGUAGGGCUAAAAGAUAUUUGCAGAAAAACAUGGCAGUGUAUUAAUGCGUUGGAAAAUAAUUUUCUUAAGUAUUUUAAUGUGUAAUAUAAUAUAGAGAAAGGGGGUCAAAUUUUGAAACAGGAUGUAUCUGUGAAUUCCACCUAUGUGUUUCACUUCAGGAGGGCAACCAUUGUUUUGUGAUUUAUUUUCUUUCUUUUUUAUUCAUUCAUCCAUCCAUACAUUUUAUAACAUUUAAUCAUUUCUUUAACUUGGGGAGGUGUGACAAAGUGAAGUGACAAAGUGAAGUGAAGUGACAUACGGCCAAGUAUGGUGACCCAUACUCAGAAUUUGUGCUCUGCAUUUAACCCAUCCAACAUGCAUGGGUUAAAUGCCAUCCAGCAGUGAACACACACACACCGUGAACACACACCCAGAGCAGUGGGCAGCCUUGCUCAAGGGCACCUCAGAGGUGGAGAGAGCGCUGGACAGUCACUCCCCCCACCUACCUACAAUCCCUGCCGGCCCGAGACUCAAACUCACAACCUUUGGAUUACGAGUCUGACUCUCUAACCAUUAGGCCACAACUUCCCCAAAGUCAACAAAGGAGUUGAGGAUCCAAAAGCAAGGGCUUAUUCCAUAACAUUACAAUUGUAUUAUUUAGUCAUAUCAUUUAUAAUAAUCAUUUAAACCAUUUAUAUACUCAUUUCAAUGAUUCUUUCAUUGGAUAAGAUUAAAUGAUUGAUUAUUGAUUGAUAUAUUAUUGAAUGUUUCCAUUCCAAGGAUUUUUUUUUUUUUUUUUUUUAACGUCACAGGAUGAUGUUGUGAAUUUUCCACUGCUGUUGUUUGUGGUAAUAACACUUACUGGAUUUAUGCUGGUCAGAUGAAUUUUGAGCUUUGGAACAUACAGUUAAGAUUAUACAUUGUGCCUUAGUCUCCUGCUUCUGCUCUUCACUGGCUUCCCUCAGUCAAAAAUACAGUUUUGGGUACCAGGUAAAACUUGCUGUUAACAGGUUUUGGGUAUUAUACGACUUUGCUGACUAGUUUUCUAUUACCAGACACAAUGGAUAUUUUCUGACAGGAUCUAGUGUCUGGGGUUGGAUCUCAUAUAUCUGGUGUGGAGACACACUCUCACUCUCUACUCAAAAUCUGAUACACUCUUAAAAAUAAAGAACCUUCUUUCGCCAUAAAGAACCAUAUGUGAAACAGAAAGGUUCUGAAGAUGUUAAAGGAGUCACCAGGCUCUCUCACCACCACACAACGAUCCCAAUCACCUGAAUUCUGAACACCCCUCAUUCAAUCAGCACACCCUCAUCAGCCCCAGUAUAUAAGCGCACACCUCAGUUCAGUCUUUGUCUGUCCUUGAUUUGGAUACAGACUCUCUAUCUUACGAUUGCCUGUAUUCCAGCGAACUCACUCCAGCUCUCCUGCGAACGAUCUCCAUUGAGCUAAGAUUAUCACCGUGAAGUUAGUACUGAAGAACGGCUGACGCAAAGGUGUGUGCUUCCCGCUCCUUAUUCACUCUCUUCAAUUGACCUAUUCCUGUUAUAUCAUCAACCCACACUUGGAGUUCUGCUUCCCAUCGCUCCCUAUACCUGUUUGUUGCUCUGCUAUUAACAAAUUACUGGAUUUCACUAACCUCCUUGUCCAGCGUUUGUAUAUAUCCUGACAUAUGGAACCAUUUAGACAAAAAUGUUCUCCUAUGGCAUUGUGGAGCACAUUUAUUUAAUUUUUUAAGUGUAUGUUUUCUCAGCACUAUUGUAUGUUUUACUUGGCUUAUGCUAACUGUUUGUUCUUCAGGUGUGUCUGCUGUUGGAUCAGAUGUAGUCUCAGUGUCUGUGAAGGAGGGAGAUUCAGUCAUUUUUCACACUGGUGUUAAAACAAACCAACAAGAAGAUAUUAAAUGGUAUUUUGAUGACACUCGUAUUGCUCAAAUCAGUGGAGACCUCAGUCAUAAAUGUACAGAUGUUCAGUGUGAAGAUGGUGAUGAGAGAUUCAGAGACAAAUUGAAGCUUGACAGUCAGACUGGAUCUCUGACCAUUAUGAACAUCACAAACUCUGGAGUUUAUGAACUGAAGAUCAUCAGUAGCACCAGCAGCAGUGAAAAAAUCUUCAAUGUUAUUGUCAAUGGUGUUUCCAAUCCUGAAAGAGAUGAAAUACAGACAAAGUCAGUGAAGGAGGGAGAAUAUGUCACUUUAGAAUCUGAAAGAACAAAAAAACAAAAUGAUGAGAUGAUGUGGUAUUUUAAUGAGACUCUCAUCGCUGAAAUCAUUGGAGAUCAGAGUAAGAUCUGUACAGAUGAACAGUGUAAGGAGAGAUUCAGAGACAGACUGAAGCUGGAUCAUCAGACUGGAUCUCUGACCAUCACAGACACCAGAACCACAGACUCUGGACUUUAUAAACUACAGAUUACCAUCAGCGACAGCAGUUUUAGUAUCACCGUAGCGAAGAGAUUCACUGUUACAGUCAUUGAUUCAGGUCUGUCUUCAGCUGCUGUAGCAGGAAUAGUUAUUGUUGUUCUGCUGGUGGCUGCUGCUGCUGUAGCUGCUGGUGUGGUUUACUGUCGCCGCAGGAGCCGUGCAGCAGUACCACAGAGUGAUGAAGAUGUUAAUAACUCGCCACGGAACCCAGAAGACAUUGCUUUGAGUGACACAGAACAUCCUUGAAUCAGACUCAGGCCGAGGCUGGCAAUAAAUCAAUGUAACAUCGUUUAUAAUUUUGAUACUUUCAUUGAAAGGGACUUUAGAGAAUUAGGAAAUUAACAACAUGUUAUUAGCAAUGGAACAGUGAGGGCUAUUUAUUAGAGGUUUAUUAAGGCUGCUAAAGUGAUCCAGACAGGAACAGUGAGACAUUUUCUGUUUCGUGUCUUUGCACUGUAACUGAUUUCAGUUAUUUGGUCUUGCCUGCUUACAUUCACUAAUGACUGACAGAACGGGCCGUGUUUUCACAUUUACCUCACCAAGACCAGGAUUUUCCUCCUCACACACAGUCUUACACUGGAGGACAGUCUGCUCUACUGUUCCUGUAAGUGGUUUUACUGGUAUUGUUGCUGUUUCUGGAAAAGCUUGUAUCAUUACAUUGUUAAUGUUUAUGGUUUAACCAACACUAACCCUUAGUCAUCAACCUUCAUCAGAAAACACUUUCCACUAGCUACAGUGGAACCAAAACCAUCCUUAAUAAGCUUGGAAAUUCAUUGAUUUAUUUUAAAGUUGGUGAAACCCUUUGCUGAGAGUAUUUAUGAUAUUAAGUGCCUGUAACAGGAAGCAUACAUGAUACACGCUGUGUUAAAUGUUGUUACUUAAACUUGAAAAAAAUAUUUGAUGUGCUGUUUGUCAGGAGGAAUAUUACAGAAGAAUUAACACACGUGUAUACUUCAUAAUGAAAGUAAUGUGGCCAAGUAUAUAAUGCAAUUAAAUUAUAGUAAAUAUUCAUAUUUUUUUUGUAGAUAUACUAUAUUUUAUCUUCAUCAUUGAAAUGUGCAAAAAUAAGUUACAGUGAAAUUGCAAUAUUAAGUCUUCUUACUGUAGUUGCAAUCAAAUCAUCUGUGACAUUAUAUAAGGUGCUGAUUUGUUCUUUAAUUUUUAGAUGUCUGGUUUAUUCCAUUAUGAAGUGUGUUCAGCUGUGAUUGUUGAGUGUGGUUGUUGUUGUUUUUUAACUCAAGGAAUUAUUGUAUUUUGCUGAUGUGUUUGUCUUGUAGAAUAUCAUUAUUGUUUGAUGAAGACUAUUGCUUUAACUUAAAUACUCUACUUGGUCAGAUAGCCUUACGCUUACUGUUUCCUUGGUUCUUUCAUUUGGCAUCUCCCUUGUUCCUUUUUUUUGGAUUUGUCUUUUUGUCUGGUGCUCACAAUAAAUAUUUAAAUAAUAACCUUAGUAGAGGUAUAUCAUGAUUUUUAUUUAUGUCAUGUAAAUAUUUUCAGAAAAGUCAUUGAAGUGUCAAAGCUAAUAUGCUAAACUCCUCUCAAAAGCUUAAUUGUACCACAGAUUUUACCAUAAACCAUGAAGUAGACAUAUAUGUCAUUGUUUUCCUAACUCUAGAAACACUUUUUUUUGGAAAUAAA